CCUGCCUCUGUCAAUACUCAAAAUUUUAUCUUCAGCACAGGACUGCAGCGUUCCUGUGGGCACCCCAGACGUCUCUUGGUUUUGGUUAGAUGCUUACCGACCAUUUCUGGACGCGUGACAGCGCGUUGUUUGGACUUGUUGUAGUAAUGGUGUCAAACAUUCAUCAGCAGGAUGGGCAUGCAUGUAACCUCUUCCCAACCUUCAUCCGUUCCUCCUUUCCUUUGGUCCCUCUCUCAGCUGUCAUAUUCUUGACGUUGACGAUUUGGUUCAAUUUUGACGCUUAUUACGACGUUCAUUUUCUGAAGACGACAUCGGUGAUCAAGAACCGUUCACGGCGCUCUCAUUCAACGACGCUCAACAGCCAACAUGCUCACUGACAACAUCCCCUUCACUCCACUGAUGGUUCUUGCCAUCCUGUCUUUCACAUGCUCCGUCUAUGUCAUACUAACGACUCUUAUCCCGAUCAUGCCCCCUCACCCCCUUAGCAGGCGAUUGCCCCGCCAGGCAUUUGGCCUUGCAAAGCGGUCGCUAACCCCAGCUCAGAGGGCAACACUUUACAUCGCAGCUUGCGACAUUCUAGCGCUAGCAGCUUUCCUCUGGGAAGCUGUCGCAGAGAUGAUGUCUAAUCAACCUCUCAACGCUAACUCGUCGGCGGGGGCUGCUGGUCGUCUUUGGAUUGCACUGACUGCUCGCCAAAGCUGUCUCCUUGUCGUGGCAACGCUCACUCUUUUGCAUCUUAGGUCGGGAAAAACCCCUACAUUUGGAAUGAACGAUUUUUAUGUCUGGGGCCCAACGGUUUCCCUCGUCAUCAUAUCUACUGCUUGCGCGUGUGGCCUCAGCACUGCUCACACCGGUAGCUUCUUCUAUGGCACACUUGUCUACUCCAGUGUUGUCGCUGUCGCCUCUACCUUGGCAUUCGGACUUCUUCUUUAUUAUCUCUUGCGAAUUCGCAAACACCUUGCGGCGGCUGCAUUAGAGAGAGAAGAAUGGCCUCCGAUGACCCAAAAGAAAAGAAUAGGAAGUUUCGCUACUGAGGACAUUGAUGCUCUGAAAGAUGGAAGUUCAUGGCUCACGUCUGUCCGCAGUGAGCGGACUCAUUCAACGUCUGCAUUUUCCUUUUCGACCACCGUGUCAUCAGCAGCUGCUCCUUCGUCAUCAGCUAAUCCAUAUUCAAACUCAAUCCCGGCAAAAUCUAGUUUUUGGUUUGGUCCUGCGUCGACUCCCAACCUGCAUAAUGGGCUUCCAUCUUCUGAGCCAGUUCCACCAGUUCCAGAACUCCCCCGGGAGUACAAGCGGACCUCCUCUCCCCUGGGCGUUGAGACAGACCCCUUCCGGCGUGAGGUGCCAAAGAGCACCGGGGUCGGGUCGCAGAAUUCUUGGCUUACCGAACCUUCGGGAAGUGUCUCGACUCCUACCCAAUUCUCAUUCCCGACUACUCGGCCUUCUUCGCCUGCCGCCAGUACACAUGACCGGUUUGAAGAUGUACCUCUGGAUCUUCCGGCGACGGACCGCCUUUCUACACCGGUAACACCCACUGCCUUUGAGCCAUCCCCACGUGCAUCCCGUGAUCAAUGGUACCCCAAGUCCUCUGGUGAGGAUUUGGUGAAGCCCAAAGUGGUUCUUGGUGGUUACGGGCCUCAUCCCCCCAUCCCUGAUGCCGAGAAGGCCGCCCUCGAUGAGUGCAAUGCCGGAGCCGAGAACUUGGCACCUUGGCGUAUGUUUGGAUGGUUUUUGUCGAUUUGGGUGCCUUUAGUUUGCGCGUUGCCUUAUAUCGCAAUGCAAUGCGUUCCUUCUCCGAUUUCGACCAGCGCUCCUUUCAUUUUCCUCACGUUGAGCGUGACGCUGUCCUCGCCAAUCCUCGCCGUUCACGUCUUCUGUAGCGCUGGGCCUGUUCCAGUCAUCCCGCCAGAAUUAUUUGCCCCGGCGGCUGGACGAGCAGAUCUCAUGGGGUCUAUUUCCACAACCACUGUCUCCAGCGGUCCGGCGUUGCCCGCCGAUAUGGUACCCCGCAGUGCCAGCCAGAUGACUUUCGUCCCUGGCAGGAGAAGUGGUGAUAUUUGGAUUGAAAAGGGUUAUGCUUCAGACAAUGACAGCAAGUUAUCUAGGAUCUUGGGCAUGGCGGCUCCUUCGCCAAGGCUUUUCUCACUUGAUCCUCCUGCCCCAUCUUCAGAGUCCAUUGGCGGGCGAACCCUAACCAACCCUACCCCAGAACCUGGCGCCCAACCUGCAAGCGUCACCAUUGGUGCACAGUAUGACUCCGAUCCCGUCAUCGAGGCCGCCAGCAAGAUCCUUGCUCAACAAGCUGCCAACAAGGCUGAGCGUGCUCGUUUUGAGUCAAAGGGAUCAUCGUACUAUUCAGAAACAUUCAAAGCGCAAAUCAUGGUCGCUGAGAAGCAUUAUUCUUCUGUCGCUCCUGCGAGCCUUAUUGCGAUAACAAGGAGCAACCCGACCUCGCCAACUCUCCAAGCUAACUUCCAGCCGACCGUUUUGGAAACUAUUGCUGAUGCUAGUGACCCUGCUCCCACCAAUGCUACUAGCACCUCGGUCGCCAAGAGACAUUCAUUCGCUUCGGGACAUGUGAGGAAUCGUUCCUCCGUUUCUGGACAUGGAAGGUCCCAUUCCUCUGCCUCCUCCAAGACUUCUCAUUCACUCGCCGUGAAGCCUUUGAGUGUUCGAAACGUACCCUUGACACCGCCACCAGCUUUCCCUCUUCCCCCCACACCAGACUCCAAGCCAUCAUCGAUUUUCCGACAUGCUCGCUCGCAAUCGCACGCUUCCACCCUAGCGACUCCCAGGUCGACAGGGAGCGCGGGUCGCGAUUUCGACAUUCUUUCGGCCCGGUUUUUGCCAUCGAUUCUGCCCGAACUUCAAGGCGAAGACAUUCGUAUUCGUCGUGACUGGUCUGGAGGCAUUGCGGGACCCGAGUUCAGCUUUGGCAAUGGUAAUGGAAUGGAUUCUCUCCCCCAGAAGUUCAUUACAUUGGAUGAGUCCGAGAUGGAGGAGUUAAUGCGGAAUGCAGCCGCUUCAUCUACCCCUAAAUCUACCAAGCUUUCGAAGAUGGGAUCCAUUUCUGACAGCUUGAGGGCUUUGGGCUUCUCCUCGCCCGAAACCCACUCAACCCCUAAGAAGUUGUGCAAGUCGAAGCGCCAUCAUCUUAGUCUUCCGUCUCUCGGAUUGAAACGUGGUCAACCAUGGAAAGACGAGAUCACUUCUGCUCUCCAGGAGUUUGGGAUUCUUGCCAAUGACGAUGAUUCGCGCCGUCGAAUGAUCCUGAGCACGGAUAGUCCAGCUUGCAGUUCACCAGCACUCGACAGCAGAUGGGUUCUUCCGCCUCCUGUUUCCCUUCCCACACCCCAUGCGCUAUCUGUUGAACCACACGAAUUAAUGAUCACGCCACUGCCCAGCGAUAACUUCAUCGUUCCGCAUCCAGAUGGGACCCCACUCGCCAUGGCCGUGCCCCAGGCUUCCCAGUAUGAAGUUCAGCGCCCGUCAAUCACGUCUGAGCAGCCCCGCAAGCAUUCAAGUGUUAUCUAUAUCAAAUCUUCUGAUUCUGCUCAUGCUCAGCCUGACUUGAUCUACCCCACUUCGGCCAAUACCCAAGACAAAGAACAGCCGCCUUCGAUUACAUUUGUGCCACAGGCGUGGCCUCCGAUCCCCACCGCUGGCGUCUCUGCGCCAGUCGCAGAGCCCGCCAACUAUUCUUUGCCAACUGGUAGAAUGUCCGCUUUGCUUGAAGCUGCCUCGCCGAAUCAGGAUUCGGAUCUGCCUUCAAAAUCGCCUUUUCGGCCUUUGAGUUUGUUGCAGGGCCGGAACCCGAACACACCAAAGGAUAGUAGCAUGAGUGUCACGGAUAAGAAGACGCUUCCGCUUAAUACGCCGAAGCGUUCAAUGAAAUCCACGACGUCGUCUGGUACCUCAACUACUGAAAAGAAGAAGAGCAAGAAGUCGACCACUUCGUCUCAAUUCCAAGACGAGAAUCGCAUCGAGGAAGAUAUGCCGGAUACCCCUGUCUCCGGUCUGAGACCUCUGAGACUGGCGCGAUCCGCAACUAGCAAAGCACGCGGCAUUCUUCGCAAGCAGGAGGUUCUUCCUGACGUCUUUGUUCGUCCACCGUCCACAUCCACACAUCAAGGCUUCUCGUAUUCUUUCCGUCGAGGAGUCGCAUAAUCGGCGUGUUGAAACGUCGGGAAUCUGUCUGAUGUGUAUUUGUACUUAUGGUAUAUGCGUCCGUAUUAAUCUUUGGUUGUGGACUUAUUCGACAAUUCUUGUGCGUUUUGUAAGAGACGUUUUACCCUCCCACCCUUUACUUGGCUACGUUCUUGUCUUUUUACCCCGCCGCCUAUGCUUUGUCUUUGAUUAUUAGCUAGCUCAUCUUUGAGCAUCCAUGCAUGUCUCUGGUUUAGUUUGCCUACAUUACACAAAUGAAACCUGUUUUCGAGUGGAGUUU
Cantharellus anzutake is the source of this 4447-nucleotide messenger RNA. RefSeq lists its product as uncharacterized. Bases 367 to 4167 code for a protein of 1266 amino acids. The record is from RefSeq and is a predicted model, not a curated record. The transcript has 4 exons. NCBI's taxonomy places the organism in Eukaryota, Fungi, Basidiomycota, Agaricomycetes, Cantharellales, Hydnaceae.